Messenger RNA from Oryzias latipes (Japanese medaka), 2074 nucleotides. It is a transcript of the gene f9b, whose product is annotated as coagulation factor IXb. NCBI's taxonomy places the organism in Eukaryota, Metazoa, Chordata, Actinopteri, Beloniformes, Adrianichthyidae. Gene Ontology annotation, cellular component: extracellular region. Gene Ontology annotation, molecular function: serine-type endopeptidase activity; calcium ion binding. Gene Ontology annotation, biological process: proteolysis; blood coagulation. The record is from RefSeq and is a predicted model, not a curated record.
GUGGUUCAGUCUUUUUUAGCACGGCAGCAGCUCCUCUCAAAAUCAGAAUCAACUGACGAAGACAAAAUGACCUGCAGAGUGUGUCUGUUGGUUUUCGCCUUGGGUUUACAGCUGGCGACGUUCGGACUGAGAGCUGAGAUCACACAGGAAAAUACAGAGGCAGUGUUUGUGUCCCAGCAGAUGGCCCACACGGUGCUUCAUCGCCAGCGCAGAUACAACACCGGCCAUCUUGAGGAAUUUCUCCAGAAAGAUAACCUGGAGCGUGAAUGUAAAGAGGAGGUUUGCACUAUGGAAGAAGCCAGGGAGGUGUUUGAGAAUGAUGAGGAAACUUUGAAGUUUUGGGCGAGCUAUAUCGACGGUGACCAGUGUGACCCUCCGCCCUGCCUGAAUGGAGGUGUGUGCAAAGAUGGGAUGAGCUCUUACGUGUGCUGGUGCCAACCCAACUUCAGAGGCAAAAACUGUGAAACUGAAAUAAAAAGGUGUUCCAUCGACAAUGGUGGCUGCAUGCAUUUAUGUGUGAUGCAGGCGCGGCGAGCGGUUUGUUACUGUGCAGCUGGUUACAAACUUGGUCUAGAUAAAGCAAGCUGUGAACCAACUGAGGAGUUCAGCUGUGGUCGUGUGAGUCGGUCCUCUGGUUCUGACACCAGGUCCAUCCAAACACAGCAGACUUCCAACAACACAUUCACCCCCAGAUCUGUACAAAAUUCUUCCGCACCCCAGGAGGAAGACUACUAUGAUGACGAUAAGAUGCAGCUGAGUGAUUACUUCGACCUUUUAUUGAAUGGAUCAGACACGGUUAACGUCUCCCAUAAGGCGAGGGUUAAAGUGCGUUCUGUGAAGCCAGAUUCAGGUCUCUCUACUGAAGCUGAAGGUGUGGCAGAAGGCACCGCAGAAACUCCCCUUGAGACAGAACAAGACUACUCAUGGGGGUUCCCCACAAUGGCUCCCAUCAAACUAAAAAAAGUCACUCAGACGAGGAUUGUAGGAGGCGAUGUGGCGUACCCCGGAGAAAUUCCUUGGCAGGUGACAUUGAUGACCCGCCCGCCAAGUCAGAAAAGAGCACAGCCCUUCUGCGGUGGAUCUCUGCUCAGUGACUUAUGGGUCAUCACUGCUGCCCACUGUCUAAACAACAUGGGACCGGAUUUCUUUGUCAGAGUUGGUGAACAUGAUGUGAACGUGGAUGAGGGUCCUGAGAGGGACCAUGCGGUGGCAGAGAGGCACGUCCACUCAUCCUAUGAUCCUAGGAUAUCUGACUACAACCAUGACAUUGCCUUACUGAAACUUGCCAGUCCCGUUGAGCUGUCCAACCAGAGGCGCCCCAUUUGCCUUGGCCCAAAAGGUUUUAUAGAGACCCUUGUGGAGGAGGCCACCAGCUCCCUUGUGAGUGGAUGGGGAAAACUGAGGUUCUACGGCCCAGAAGCCACCAAGCUUCAGAAACUGGCGAUCCCUUACGUGGAUCGUAAAGUGUGUAAGGAAAGCAGCAGUGACCACAUCACACGCUUCAUGUUCUGUGCUGGCUUCCGGGACCAACAGAAAGAUUCGUGCAAAGGAGACAGUGGCGGGCCACAUGCCACCAACUACAAGGGCACAUGGUUCCUGACAGGCAUCGUCAGCUGGGGGGAGGAAUGCGCCAAAGAAGGAAAGUAUGGCAUCUACACAAGGGUUUCGCAUUAUUACCCCUGGAUUGUACAGAAAACAGGAAUCAGAAUGACCACCUGAUGUUUCCUCCUGUUGUGAAUCCUUCUGAAAAUCAGAAUCAUCUAAAAUUGUUGCAGAACUUUUAGCUACAGUUUGUUUUCCCAAAAAAAGAAAACUACUUCUUUUGAGUUUUUCCAUGUUUCUUAUGGAACAUUCAGAAAUAAAAACCCUUGUCCAAUUUCUAAUAAAUGUUUAAUUUGGUACUGUUUUUUAAGCAAGGUUCACCUACCAUGGCCUUUAAUGCGCUUAGUCAACUUUGAACUGUAUGUGUGUAUUUCUGUUGUCUGUCUGAUCUUGUUUGGGUUGUACUGGAAUGCAUUUCGUAUGUCAGUGUAAGCUGUGCAUAUGACAAUAAAUCCCUAUUGUCUACUCUCUA